Molecule: messenger RNA, 9588 nt
Organism: Amoebophrya sp. A25
Lineage: Eukaryota; Dinophyceae; Syndiniales; Amoebophryaceae
Source: the annotation of a GenBank genome assembly
GUGUACAACGGGUAGGUGAACGAGCUCAUAUGUGGAGAUGGAAAAGGGAAGUACUAGAGUGUACUUAGUUGUAAUGAAUCCCUUUUUUAUUCAUCUUUUUUUAAAAAGAUAAGAGAUCGAUAAAAAGAUUGUUCUUCUAUCUUGGCAGGAAAAAUACAGAACCAAACAAAAUGGGUCGUUCGUCGAAGGCCGAUCUUGCGGCAAAAGGCUCUGAAGAGGGAGGAGCGACCGCAAGUGGAGCAGCGAAGAAUGAUAAAGUUAUGAGUUGCACUUGUACUGCUGAUGCAUUAGUGAGGUUCGUAAGCUAAGGACGGAGAGAAGUUAUAAAACGCAAUAAAUAUUGAUUCUACUUACCAAGGAAAAGGAUUACUACGACUGCGUCAGGAAGGUCCCGCGUGAACAUAAUAAUGAUAAUGCUCUAGUACAACGUCUAAUCAGGAAAGUGCGGGCGCAGCACCCAAGAUGAAAGGGCGUAAGAGACGAAGAGGAGCCAGGGUUCGACAGAAAAUUAAUAUCUGUUGGUUCCGAAGAAAUCUGCGUGUCUAUCACGACAAUCCGGCUCUGAUCAAGGCAAUGUCGGGCGAUCUGCCUUUGCUGUGCAUGUACUGCUUGACGCCCUACAUGCUACCUUCGAGGCACCGAAAGCGAAAACGACAAUUUUAUCAAGGCAUUACGGCUAGCGCCGCGGCUAGAAGUAUAAACACUUUUACAGUACUACUUCCACGUGAUGACCACAGCCACUGCCACACGGAAGUAGAAGCUUAGGUAUAUCGUGUUCUAUAUCUAUGAGGUGAAACACGAUAAUAUCUAACCAACCUUCUCACCAAUGUUCGUCCAGCUAGUAGUAGUACUUUGAUUCGAGGAGCAUGACCAUGAGGAUACUUCUACAUAGUACAUGUACAAGAACAAGCUAGCUGUUGUAUACAGAAAUACUAAACACCAGCAAGCGGAGGCUGUACUAAUUAUAGUCAAUACUCUUACAUCAAGGGGAACCGCUUUUAAUUAUCAAAUCUCAUACUAAAUAACAGCGAGCGUCUGCGUCUUGUUUUUUUUUCUAAUCUGACUGGGGUAGUCGCGGAGCACGAAAGGAAUGCCUGUGGAGUGCAGUAUUUCAACUUCCUACUGCAGAGCUUGCGAGAAGUGCAGACAAGUCUGCAGAGGAUGGGUCAAGAUCUCUACGUAUUUGAGGGGCAUAGAGAAAGUGACAUUUUUCGCUUCCUCUUCGACGAAUUCGAAGUGCAUUAUGGCAAGAAUUUUUUGGCUGUAAGUAGAAAUUUUGAGCCUUGAAACGAAACUUGCCCCUGUGGGGGGCUGGAUAAAGCUGAGGCCGCUCUUUCAGUAGCCCCAGGAUACAAAAAAAAAAAGAAACUUUUUCUGAAAUCUCCAAAUCCAAAUCCAAAUCGUGCUUAGUUGUCUAAGAGAAGAACCGAACCGCAGCUAAUCUGAUUUUUAUGCGAAUGAUUAGCAUGAUUAGCCUAUCACUUCUCCGUCUACUUGUUGAGCACUUCUUAAUAAGGCUGCAUGUCCCCGUCUAAGACCCAAACGUGUUUAUGGAGCAAGAUUUAGAGCCUUACGGUUUGAACCGGGAUGAUGUGGUCACGAAUAUGGCAGCCAGCGGUGGCACCAAUGUUAUCUCCUAUGCCUCCAACAUGCUGUGGGAUGUCCGCGAUGUGCUUCUAGUAGAGAGGGUAGGAGUAGAGGAGGACGAAGAUGACCUGAAAAAGGCAACGCUCCCGUCUGGCGAAGCAAUCUACACAACGACAGGAGGAGCAUCGUCCUCCUCUAGUGGAGGAGCACUCGGAGGUUUUAACUUUUUAUGAAGGACUAAUUGGAGAUCGACAUUGUACUAGAAUCAACAGGAACAGGGUAGGUUAAAGGUGCUUUUGUUACCGUUUGUUAUGGCUCUCCUAAGGGGGACAGUGAUAGAAUAAACGGGAUUUAAACGGACACCAAAAACCUACCUCUAAUAGAAGUCAGAAGUAUAGUAUUGAUGGAUCUCGUCGGGUGCGGGUUCCCUCGUCACAAAGAGACAAUAACUUAGAAGUUCUUCCACCGAAUAUUCAACCGACAUUAGCCGCACCCACGAGCUUGAGUAGCGAAUGCCGCAUGGUUAGAAAACUUGAACACCGCACUAUCAUGCUAAGUACAUUUUUCUCUUCAUAGAAAGACGCAGACGACGGUCUGGUGACGGGUGAUGUGCCAGCGCCAACAGCAACGGGGAAGGACGCACCGAUCUCGAUUCCGCCUUUAUGGCAACGUGAUGUCUCUCGUCAUACACAUACUACUAGAUUAUUUCAUCUUGAUGUUGACCGCGUUUACUUCUUGAGAGUAGAACUUGCACUUGAAAAGAAGAGUGACCACUCUAUUAGAGCAAAGCUAAAAAUCUUGAUUAGAACUUCCUCUUCCACUUGAAAAGCAGACUGACUUCUCUAUUAGAGCAAAGGUAACAAUGUAAUGUGGUCAACAAGGGUCGUGUUAAUGGGAUUAUUAAAAUCUGUUUACCUCCUGAUCAUUUAAAUUAAAGGACGUCCAAACACCUCUUGUUAGGCACAUUCAUUCAUUCAUUCAUUCAUUCAUUCAUUCAUUCAUCUCCAGCACCUUCCUCUAACCUCUAUGAUCCUCCCAGAGAGUUUCGACAAGUGGCGAGAUCUGGUAGCAGAAGCAGGGGACCCACAAAGGCCAGCCAAGUGGUUUAGUGGGAGCAAAGAUCCUACCAAGUGGGCUGAGUGGGACACGUGUUUAGGCAAAAAGCCAACAAGGGUGGAAGAUUAGUACUAAAUUUUUUUCGUUUCUUUUUCUUGAACCAUCUUGAAGUAGAAUUCUUGAAGUAGAAUUCUUGAACCAAGAAACGUUCAGCAUCAGUGACCAUUGAGUGCUGAGCUUUAAUUGAAGUAGAAUUCAACCAUCAAAUUCUUGAAGUGUGGAAGAUUUUAAUUGUAGUACAUCAUCAAUGAAUGAACCAUCUUGAAGUAGAAUUCUUGAAGUAGAAUGAAAGUGAUACAAUUACAAGGUGUCGAAGAGUGGAGCUGCAAGUGGAAGAUUUUAAUUGUAGUACUACCUCUCGUGGUUUUGCCCUGCUCAUCAACUCUCCUCCACCACCCCCAGUCACCGCGCCGAGUUUGCCUUUGCCCAGAAAACCGUGCCAGCAGUUCCUGCAGAUCUUGAUACAGAACCUUUCGCGUCCAUGGCGUCCAACAAAGUCCCUACUCUCAAAGAUUUAACACUGUCAAAGCAAGAUGAAGUUCCUGCUUCGGAUGUCAAAUAUUAUGAAGAUGCGGUGUAAUGUUACUGACGAGUAUACAUAUUUAUCCAACUACAAAAAUUACAAGUAGUAGAAGAUGACCUGUAGUUUUCAGAUUGUAUGGUAGUUCUGGUAUUUGGUAACCUGAAUUUGGUCAUAAGGGAAAACAAGAAGAUAACCCUUGUGAUCAAAUCCAGGCUACCCAAUACCGGAGCCAUUCACAGAUGCAAGACUAUUAUCAGGCAGGCUACUCCUGCUAGUCUUACUACAAAAAAUGAGGAGCUCGACGCUGUCUUUCUCAAUUGUUCGGGUUUGUUUUAGACCUCGAACUUAGUCGGUUGCAGCACAAUAAGAAUAGCUAAAAACUAACGCCUAUUGUUCAAGAAUGUGAAAGCGGAAAAAAAAAACUGCCGCAUCUCGUCAACAUCAGAUAACAACUAUAUCCAUGUAGAGAAGUUUUAUCGUUACCUCAAGUAGAGCAUGCUGCUAUUUUUAUCAUCUUCUAACACCCCCGCGGGGGAGAACAGGAAGCACUUCGAAGGCUUGACUUUUUGGUGAAGAAAGGCAAGACAAAAAUCCUCGACUACGAUUCGGAAACAAUGAAUCCGAUGAUGAUGUACUAACUUGUUACAAUAACACAUUUACAACAUCACGAACUGUGAACAUUUUGUUUGGGUCUACUUACUCUGCCUGGUUCGUUGUAUACGAAAUUUGUUACCAGUACCUCGCUUGCAGUGUCUUUAGUGGGUCCUAGGAAGUCGAGUCAGCAGCUUCUGCCUCUAUCGCAAUCGUUAUCGUGUACACAGACAUCAUUGAUAUUAAUUAGCACUUCUUCUUGUAGUCAAAAUUAAAAAUCUACUCCAUCUUCUACCCCUUCAUAAUCAACUACAGAGACCGAGAGUUUAAUUUUUGGCCUACGACGCUUGGUGUAUCAGCAUACAUAGCGCAUGGGUGUCUCUCUGUGCGCACUCUGUAUUCGGAGGUGAAGAAGCUGUUCGAUGCUAGCGACAAAGAUUUUGAUUAUGACGCGGAUAUUUGUUGAGGAUGAGUUUUUGUAGUUGACUACAUGUUGUUGAUUUCAAUACUUCUACAGCUUGUGUUGUGGUACUAGUGGUCUACUUGUGGUAGUACGUUAACUACAGAAGCCGAAGAACGCUAUCAAUCACCUCCUGCUCUAAUCCCCGAAAUCUGAGGUCAUCAAAAACCUCAUGUGGCGCGACUAUUUCUAUACGUGCGGUUUCACUGUGGAAAAUUUUGGGCAAUUGCAUAAGAACCAAGUCGUCCGACAGAUACCAUGGGAAAAUGACGCCGACUACAUGCGCCGAUUUGAGAUGGGACGAACUGGAUAUCCAUUUCUAGACUUAUGAAUCCCCUCGAGAAGGCAGGUAAAACUGUGGACGGCGGACCUAAUCCUAGUCCUAUCUACUAGAUGACCACAUCGUCACCAGAGCUCCUGCAGCUAUUCUGGCACUAUACUACUUAUUUGGUUUUGUAUUAAAUGUUUCUAGAUAGUUGUCCCCGUAUUAAGCGAAACUUCUAUAGUAGGCUGUCAUCAUGUAUUGAGCUUUGAAGGUUCUUGUUCUUCCUCUAAGAGGAGCGAUCAUGAAUCAACUACGUGCAGAAGGAUGGGUGCCAGGCGUUUUGCGUCAAAUCGCGUGCUGCUUCUUCACGCGAGGAAAUUUAUACCAGUCAUGGGAAAAAGGAAGGGAUAUUUUCGCAAAAUACGCUGUCGAUCACGAUUGGGCUUUGCAGUUAUGUGAUGUGCUUUUCUUUGUUCAAGUAAAAGUCAGUUGUCAUGGUCUCCCCACCAACUAAAGAAGAUUUGAUGUCGUAAUUGUAGUGAUUCCUAUCUCCGUCCGACGCACGAGUACUGUGUUGUACUGUAACGAAGAUCCUUACUCUCACGCCCAGAAAGAUGAGAGCAGGAUGCUCAUCCUCAUCUUCUUCUUCUCUAGUUGUAUGGAGGAUCUUCAUCGUCCUCAUUCUCAUGAUUUUGCUGCUCGUGCUCUAAGACCAACAGGAGGAUGGAUGAUGUCAUCGUGCGCAGCCUUCGAUGACAAGUUUGGCAACGUCUAUGACCCUGCAGAAAUAGGAAAAACGUUCGAUAAGAUGGGCAGAUACGUCACGUAUUUACAAUGAUUUCGAUUUCGACGCUCAUCUCAAGAAAUCACGCUGUCCCCUGCUAAGGUCAGCUUCGUUGCUAAUGCAAGACUUGACGUUUCUCGUUUGCACAGCCAAGGCUUUCAUCCGAAAUUGAACCAACGCUUGCCAGAAAAUGAAUUUGAAAAAGAUGAGAUAUAAUCGAAAAUUUUUGGAUUCAACAAGAAACUUUUUGAAUUAGAAAUUUUCAAAGACGCGCACAGCAACGCUCACCAGAAAAUGAAUUUGAAAAAGAUGAGAUAUAAUCGAAAAUUUUUGGAUUCAAGAAGAAACUUUUUGAAUUCGAAAUUUUCAAAAACGCGCACAGCAACGCUCGCCAGAAAAUGAAUUUGAAAAAGAUGGGAUAUAAUCGAAAAUUUUUGGAUUCAAGAAGAAACUUUUUGAAUUCGAAACUUUCAAAAACGCGCACAGCAACGCUCGCCACAAAAUGAAUUUGAAAAAGAUGAGAUAUAAUCGAAAAUUUUUGGAUUCAAGAAGAAACUUUUUGAAUUCGGAACUUUCAAAAACGCGUACAGCAACGCUCGCCAGAAAAUGGAUUUCAAAAAAUGAGAUAGAAUCAAAAAUUUUUGGAUUCAAGAAGAAAUCCUGCUGAAUUCGAAACUUUCAAAGAAAAGAAUAAGGUUUUAGCAACAUGUCAUGCUUUUUUGAUAUAAGAUGCUUACUUUUAUCAAGAAAAUAGAAUAAAUUACUGAAGCAAGAAAGUUGUAUGGUACUGUUAGUUGCAAAAUGACAUCUCAAAAAUUAUCAGGUUCUUCGUGCCGAAAUUGCGGAAUAUGCCUGAUAAAUACCUCUACCAACCAUGGAAUGCAUCGGAGGCUGUGCAGGAACAAGCAGGUUGCAUUAUCGGUUCCGAUUACCCUUCUAUCUUAUGGUAACCAAGAUAAAAGUUGUAGAAGUUGUCCUGCUCCUGGUCAGCUAUUCCUUUUUUUAUCUUAGUUCUUCUCUCUGGAAGUAGGUACUUAAUCCUCCCUGCUAGUGUCCUCAAUCGAUAGUGGUCUCGCGGCGCACGUCGAAAUUCUUUUUAUUUUUUUCCGCAGUUUCAUUCUUUGUGUGUGAAUGUUGUGUAAUGAGUCUGCUGCUGCAUGCUAGUAUAAUGGUAAUUGUUCUUGCUUCAACUUGGUAAAAAUGGUAUGGUUAGUGUCAAAGCUAGUGGUCUGGUAUAGUUCAAGUGUUGGUCUUCAUCCUUGUUCCGGAUAGUCUAUAGUGGUCUAAAUCAGCUUCUAGUCUUCUCUUCUAAUGAAAAUCUGCAAGCAUUCCGAGACUGCAAAGAUAAACUACGAUCUUACGCGCAGGGUGUUUCAACAAGGGAAGAAACCAAACUGGAGCAUACGAAGGGAAGCCGCGGAGUACCUUUUUUUUCAGAGCAAUAAGUAUGGCAGUAAAAUAAGUAUGGUCGUGCGUCUUCUAGGCUGAUUAUUCUGACGAGGACCAUAAUUCUUUCUCUCGUCUUCUAAUAUCGAGAGGAAGUGAUACUCGAGCUAAUGGGUGGUGGAAAGGCAGCUGCCUCUUCUAGCGGUGCGCCGGAUGCAAAGAAGCAAAAAGUCGCUGGUGCUGCCAAGACCACUGUUAUGCAUGGGUUUCACAGUGAUUGUUCGGAGUGUAGUACAACUAGAAGAUUAUUUCGUCGCCCCUGUACUUACAAGUACUACAUGUACAACUACUUACUCCCCUGUACAAGUAGAUGUACAACUACUUACUCCCCUGUACAAGUACAUGUACAACUACUUACUCCCCUGUACAAGUACAUGUACAACUACUUCCUCUAUGGUGAGUACUUCCUCAAUAUUCAUUGACACCCUCUUCAUGCAGCAACAUCUUCUCUUCAUCGUGGUGUUCCUUACAUCUAUGUAAUCUAGUGACUCUACUAGUUAGAAGCGAGGUGAUCUACAACUCAUGAUACAACAUGGUCCUCCACUCUACUACUUUUUCUAAGCAUACUUCCUCAUCGUCUACUGGAGGACCCGGCAGCCCAAAGAAGCCGGUGCCAAAGGAGUUCCUAGAAAAUGACUUGCUUUUUGGCGACGAACGAAAUCCCAAGAAAGUCUUCGGCCGUAUGCCUCCCAAGCGAAGCCCAAGGAGAGCUGCAGGCGGCAGUGGGGACGCAGCUCAAAGUGCAGCUGGUAUUUCAUCUUUUUAGAGAGGAUUCAUUUGUACCAUGAGGACCAGAGUCUAUGGUAGAGAUACUAGAAAUUGUUCUUCUCUUCCUUCUUCUAAUAAAUUAUACAACUGUUAGAAGUACUGUCCCUCCCACUUACAAUUGCAAUCAUGUACUUCACAGAUGACAUCAAAAAGAAAUUUGGUGGUUCGGAAAUUGACCUGCAGAAAGCCUUAGCAAAAGACGCAGCUGCUUCCACGAACAAGAUGAAGAAAAAGCGCGCUAACGACGAAGAAGACGACUUGCUAGCUGAUGAUGAUGCAAAUUACGGCCCGUCGAUAAUUGCUUCAUUUCACUCUAUGCUGGAAGGACGAGGACGAGGAUAGCAACUAGUUCUAGUUCUACCAGUGACAAACAUUUACAUUUAAUACUUCUAGUACUACUAGUACUGAAGAUCUACUUUCUGUUUUUGUCGAAACAAGAGGGAUACUGAUCAUAGAAUGACCUCCUUCUAACAACUCACCGGCCCAAAAACGAAGAAGGGAAAGACGACAGGAGCCACGAAAAUGGGUAAAAAGCAAGUAGCUACAAGUGGGAAGGAGGCAGCAAAGAACAGUAAAAGUUCAUCUACGAAGGCUGCUGCUGUUGCAUCUUCAAGUACUAGUAGCACUGAUAAAGCCUCCACCGGUGUUACUAUUCCGUCAAGUAGUAAAGGACCACUAGCUGCUAUAGGUGGUCCUGCUUUUGUCGAGGUAGAUGACGGAGUGACCGACGAAGCCGAUGCAGAAGCAGCAGCUUUGAUAGUGAAGGCGACAGAGUUGGACAACCAUCUUCUUCCGAACAAAAGUGAGCAAGAUGGAGGUACAUCAACUGGUGCAACGAGUAGCAAGGCCAAGGCUAGUGCAAUCUUUCCGUCCUCAUCUGCAAACCUGAUAAUGUCAGGCGGAGCAAACAGAAUAGACACAUCAAAGGGGCCUAGACCAGGAGGAACAUCUUCAAGUACUAAAGCAGGAGGUACUGGAGCUACAACUAGAUUUAAGGCUUCUGCACCUAGAUUCUAAUCCAUCUCACUCUAAAUAUAGACAUCCCUCAAGCAUAUCUAUGCACCCCAAGACAAGGGAGAUACUGACGCAUAUGCUUGAGGAAUUUCCACAGGGAAGAUGAAUCAGGAAGAGGUCUAAUAGAUCAGGUAGUCAACCGAGAAAUGCAUCCUCUGGCGAUAGUCCUAAACCUAAAGCUACUAGUGUGAUGAAGAAAGCUGUUGAUGCUAAAGGAGCAUCAUCCUCGUCGAGCUCUUCAGGAGCAGCUGCCUCCAAGAAGAACACGAAAAUGAAUGCUGCAAAGGCACAAGCAAGCCCGAAAGGGAAAGCAGCAAGUCCGAAAGACGCACCUGCACCAGGAUCAAAAAAGCCCGCGAUGAAGAAACAAUAGAUGAAAAUCCCGGAAACAGUUGUGUUGACUAGUUCAAAGUAGACCCAAUCAUUUUGAUGCUAUCUCAGCCCUAGAAGUUACCGUUACAGUAUUUGUACUGAAGAAUUGAAUGGAGCAAGAAGUGCUGCUAUACAGACGUCCUCUGAAGAAAAACUCUAGUGAUGAUGAUGAGCACCGAAGAUUAGCAUCCAAGUAAAUCUUUCUUAAGAACCUUAUCGUUAUUGGACAACUAAUCGCUCACGACCUAUCCAAGUAUAAAAGUGAUGUUGAACAAUAGAUAUAGAGACUCAUACUUACAACAUGGAAUCGAGGACUAAAGAUUCAUACUUAGAGUCGAACAACAGGAAAUCGAGGACUAAAGAUUCUUCGCGACACAAGAUUUCAAGUAAUGAGUUGUAGCGCGGUCCUCGACCCCUUACGAGUCCGUCCGCGAUAUGAAAUUCAUAUGCUAAAUGUUGUACUGUCAAAACAUCAAGAGCACUCAAAUUCAAUUGAUUUUCAUCAUAGAUGAAAGGAACAAUGUUCGACGAUAAAGAACAACAUAAAGAACUUUCAGAAGCAGGACAACUAGAAGGCACAAGCUCGUCGUGUGGAUAUUUGAAUUAGACACGACAACUUCACAGGUUUUGAAAAGAUCCAUUUACAGUGACGUCGGUCCUAU